AUGACUGUGGAAGGCAGCCAGUGGUUAUAUAAGAAUAAGGAUAGAGGUAUGCUGGCUGCGGCAGCAUCGUUGGGUUCUAUCAUGCUCUGGGAUGUGGAUGAGGGUCUUGCUCAAAUCGAUAAGUAUCAGUGGUCAGAGAACAUCAACGUGAAGGCCGGCGCCAUGCUAGGCUUCGGUCUGGCCUCUACGGGUGUUACUUCCGAUGUCGACCCCGCCUGGGCCCUCCUGGCCGAGCAGCUGGACACCAACGAGCCUCUAGUCAAAAUGGCGGCAGUGAUGGGGCUCGGCUUUGCCUAUUCUGGCUCCCGCAGAGAAGACCUCGCUGAGAAUCUCACUCCCAUUGUUGUUGACACAGAGGCUGGCUCACUCGCUCUUUCUGCAUUGGCAUCGGUCUCUCUGGCACUGGUCUUCGUCGGUACGGGUAACACCGAUAUCAAAGAUAUCAUCAUGGCCACUAUUCAGGAGAGGCAGGAGGUCGGACUAGGAGGG
Perkinsus marinus ATCC 50983 is the source of this 489-nucleotide messenger RNA. RefSeq names its product 26s proteasome regulatory subunit rpn1, putative. The record is from RefSeq and is a predicted model, not a curated record. The annotation marks the transcript as partial. Gene Ontology annotation, biological process: proteasome-mediated ubiquitin-dependent protein catabolic process. Gene Ontology annotation, cellular component: proteasome storage granule; nucleus; proteasome regulatory particle, base subcomplex. NCBI's taxonomy places the organism in Eukaryota, Perkinsozoa, Perkinsida, Perkinsidae. The transcript is spliced from 4 exons.